Larimichthys crocea (large yellow croaker) is the source of this 401-nucleotide messenger RNA. RefSeq names its product histone H4. Lineage: Eukaryota; Metazoa; Chordata; Actinopteri; Sciaenidae. The transcript has a single exon. Gene Ontology annotation, cellular component: nucleosome. The coding region runs from base 40 to 351 and encodes 103 amino acids. Gene Ontology annotation, molecular function: DNA binding; protein heterodimerization activity; structural constituent of chromatin. The record is from RefSeq and is a predicted model, not a curated record.
UUUAGUUAUCUCAUACAGUCACUUCAACUGUAAGACACGAUGUCUGGAAGAGGCAAAGGAGGCAAGGGACUCGGAAAAGGAGGCGCCAAGCGUCACCGUAAAGUUCUCCGUGAUAACAUCCAGGGUAUCACCAAACCCGCUAUCCGCCGUCUGGCUCGCCGUGGUGGUGUCAAGCGUAUCUCCGGUCUCAUCUACGAGGAGACCCGUGGUGUGCUCAAGGUUUUCCUGGAGAACGUCAUCCGUGAUGCCGUCACCUACACCGAGCACGCCAAGAGGAAGACCGUCACCGCCAUGGACGUGGUCUACGCUCUGAAGAGACAAGGCCGCACUCUGUACGGCUUCGGAGGUUAAACCUGAUCCUGACUCCCAUCUGAAAUCCAAAGGCUCUUUUAAGAGCCACC